Messenger RNA from Lichtheimia ornata, 1581 nucleotides. RefSeq lists its product as uncharacterized. Bases 1 to 1581 code for a protein of 526 amino acids. Lineage: Eukaryota; Fungi; Mucoromycota; Mucoromycetes; Mucorales; Lichtheimiaceae. Gene Ontology annotation, biological process: phosphatidylinositol metabolic process. Gene Ontology annotation, molecular function: phosphatidylinositol kinase activity. The transcript is spliced from 7 exons. The record is from RefSeq and is a predicted model, not a curated record.
AUGUCUACAUUGAACGACGACGAUUUCUACAAGGCGCGUCAAACAACUACAACUACUAGUCCAGAUACCCUCUCGGUGGCCCCGGUGGCUGCCAUGAAUACAAUGUCACGAGCAACAACGGUGUCUUCAUUCGACAGCUAUUCGCCGCCAUCGACCCCCAUACCAGCAAGCAUUGCAGAAUCAGAACCUGCAGCACCCACUUCUCCUCGUGAUCGUUUGCCAAGACGUACCUCAGAAGAGUUUCAUCGAGAAUUAUCAGCCAGGCGCAAAGCUUUUCGUCGCAUGUCCCGUUUGGAUGAUGAUCGAGUCCUUAUUGGCACAAGAGUCGCUGAAGGUCAUCAGAAUUACGUCCUCAUGUACAACAUGCUCACUGGUAUACGCAUCGCUGUGGGUCGUGUAUCAGCAAAAAUCGAUCGAGAACUGGUGGAAGAUGACUUUUGGGCAGCUCACAAGCUUGCUUUUGAUGUUACCGGUGAUGAGUUAACGCCUGGUGCACGAUACGACUUCAAGUUUAAGGAUUAUGCACCUUGGGUGUUUCGACAUUUGAGAGCUCAAUUCGGUAUCGAUCCUGCAGACUAUUUGAUUUCAUUAACAAGUAAAUACAUUCUCUCCGAAUUGGGAUCCCCUGGCAAAAGUGGUAGCUUCUUUUAUUAUUCCCGCGACUACCGUUACAUCAUCAAGACUAUUCAUCAUUCAGAGCACAAAUGUCUACGCAGAAUCCUUCCCGAUUAUUAUAAUCAUGUUGUUGAUAAUCCCAACACUUUACUUUGCCGUUACUAUGGAUUACAUCGAGUCAAACUUCCUCGUGGGCGCAAGAUUCAUUUCGUCGUCAUGGGCAACGUCUUCCCACCUCAUAAUGAUAUCCAUGAAAUGUACGAUCUCAAGGGUUCAACGUUUGGUCGCUUUUUACCUGAGGAGGAGAUUUCCAAGAGCAAGAAUGCUGUUAUGAAGGAUCUCAACUUUGAAAAGAACAAAAAGAAGUUACAAAUGGGUCCAUCCAAGCGAAAGCUUUUCAUUAGCCAGCUUGUGCGUGAUGUCAAGUUGCUUGUACGCAUGAAUCUCAUGGAUUACAGUUUAUUGAUCGGCGUUCAUUACAUGGCAAGAGGAAAUAAGGAAAACAUCCGCAACUCCACAUUACAAUUCUUUGAGCCUGAUACGAAGACCGCGGAACGACGAGCCUCUGUAAUGAAACGACGUGAAAGCCGUGUUGAGGUAUAUCGCCAUACGCUUGCACAGACUAAUCCGGAUCGCCUCAAUGCAUCGGAAUUACCUGAUGAGCCUUUGGAAGAUCGUCUUGGGUGUGUAUUCUAUACGGAUGACGGUGGUUUCCGAUCAACGGAUGAAAAUGACCGGCCAACAUCAAUACUGUACUACUUGGGUGUGAUCGAUAUCUUGACCGCCUACGACGCCAAAAAGAAAUCCGAGCACUUUUUCAAGAGCAUGACCCAUGACAAACAUGCCAUUUCAUCGGUGAACGCGGCUGAAUAUGGUGAUCGCUUUAUGGGCUUUAUGGCCAAUGCAAUCGAGCAUAACCAGGACAUCCCACUUGAAUACCAAAUGACCACUGGAUCUACAUAUUAA